Messenger RNA from Alosa sapidissima (American shad), 2915 nucleotides. RefSeq lists its product as uncharacterized. The coding region runs from base 128 to 2893 and encodes 921 amino acids. Lineage: Eukaryota; Metazoa; Chordata; Actinopteri; Clupeiformes; Clupeidae. The transcript has 9 exons. The record is from RefSeq and is a predicted model, not a curated record.
AAAACGUAACCUCAUUUGUGUAGGUCGACAUUGCGAUUCUUCCAUGUUAGGCCUAUAGCCUAACUUAUAGCCUACUUUAAAAGAUUAUAAUUUCCUAUUUGCGGGCAUUUGUCUUCCCGACCUCACAAUGUCGGAAGGAAACGAGCCAAAGAAGAAAUGUUCUGUGGAACCAAGGGCUGAAUGUAGCUCUACAAAGAGGACCACAAAUAUUGAUGCAGAUCAGGAUCAUGUGAACUUGUCCCCCAUGGUACGCCACCUCGUGGAAAACAUGACGGAAGAGCAUUGGAGAAUUGUCUGUGAGGCUCUACAUGUGCCUGGGACCAAAGAAGACUUUUGCCAGCUUUGUGCCUGCAUAGUUGCGAAAGUGGUCCGGACGACUCAUUAUUACCUGAUCACAGCCCUUAGAAAAGUUCUGGGUGUUCCUGUCACAUACGUGAUUCCAUGUGGAACAGCAAGGGUAUGCACAUCAGAUACCAAGAAGGCUAGAGAGUUGUCCUUGGGGCAAGGAAAUCUGAGGAUUAGAGAUGAAAUGCUCCUGGCAGCAGCACACAAAAAAGUGGAUGAGAUUUUGCAAGAAUCUGUCCGUAUAGCCAAUGGUUUGCAGCCAGCAGUGCCUGUCUUAAUAGAGGGACCCAUGAGGGCUGAACAUGCCAAAGCCUCAGGACUAUCACUCUCUAUUCCUUUACUGGAUCAGCUGACCGGUACUGAAUUUAGGAAAAGGGCAACCGAACAAGUGAGUGAGGUUUUGCUCAACACUCUUGACAGUGAUUCCUGCCUUGAAUCUCCAGCUGAGGUAUUUGCCAAAGAUGACCAUGAGUCAAACACCAAAGCAGAGAGCCAGACAGACCUCUGUGAGCUUCCUGCCUUCUAUCCACCUGGCACUCACUCACAGUCUGUUGCUGAUGAUCUUGUCGGUGAUGUUAUCGACUCCAUGAACGAGGACUCAGGCCAAAACAUUCACUUAGCAGCGUAUGACGUCGUUGGAUAUGUCGUUGCGGGGAUGAAAGAUCUUGUGGAGACAACACGAGUCAUGGGAGGUGUCUCUAUGAGAAGGAUCUACGCAACAUCACAAACAAUGUUCAGUGCCAUUCAGAAUGCUGUGAGGAAAUUGUUUUCCAGAUCUGUUUACUCUAACAGUAAAGAGGAGACAACAAUGGCUUCUGCCAUACAUGUCAUUAGCCAAGUGAUUUUGUUCAUGCAGUGUGAACUUUCUGAUCUUAAGAGUGCAGAAGAUUUAGAGCAAAUAGCACUGAUUCAGAAGAUCCUCAGUGCUUUGUUGAGUGAAGUCAGAAUGAUUGGCAUGGAAACAAAAAAGGACAGGUCCCAAAGCCCUCAACUGCCAUCGCCUCACUUCUUAAGAUCAGCUGACAGAGAAAUUGAAGACCCAACCAAACUUCAUGGCACUCCUGUUCCCCCUGAAGUGAUUGUCAACAUGGAAGGCUCUUCGUUGUCUCCUGCAUGUGCCAACGAAGCCAUCGCCCAAGUGGUGGACACCGUCUUAGAAGGUGAAAGACUUGUUCCCGUCCCCAUCAGACUGGAGAAAUUGAUCUCUGAAUCAAAAAUGUGGCCAUUCUCCCAUGAUAUUGCAGAUCAAGUCCAAAAGAUCAUAAAAAGUUCUCAUGGCCUCCAGACUAUUUCUGUGCCAGCGGGGAAGAGCCUUUCAGACUCCAUUCUCUGCAAGUUACCAGCCAGAGCUGAGAGACAGAAUGAAGCUCCAUCUGGAUUUAUUUACGGUUAUGUAGAAGAGGCUGUGAAGCGACUAGUGUCAUCAUGUUUGUUCCCCUCAGCAUCUUCUGAGGACCAAGAACGUUCCCAGCAGAACCUAGAGACCUCAACAUCAUCCUGUAUCCUCAACAUGUUCACAGAAGUGAUGGUCAAAGAGGUCAUGGUGACUCUCUCCACAGAGUUUGAGGGAAACGCUGCAUCUGCCAACAGUGACGACUUCAAGAAACUAGUCAGGGAGGAUCAGAAACUCUUAGACAAACAGCCGCAAGACACUGAAAUGACGUCAUCCACCACUAACUCUAACUAUUUGCCACAAAAUAGUGAGUGUGAAGCAGUCAUCUUUUCCUCACACCUCCCUCUUUCAGAGUCUAACAAGAAUGACUAUGCCUCCCUAGUCUCCAUGUUGGUCAUUCGACUUCUGAAGAAAGUUGAUAGCUCACGCCCGUCCAUCGGCACCCAUCAGGACGGAGUUCCGGAUAAAGUUCUGGAUAUCUCCAGAGAAUUGAUCCAGAAGAUUCUGUGUGAGCUUGACACAAGUUUUGGUAUCACAAGUGAUGAAAGUCAUCCGCAGCAAGUGAAUUUUCACCUGAUGUACCGAAAUGUUUACAAGGAUCUUACUAGAGAGUUUGGUUCUGAAGAUGUGCUGUGUUCUGCCCUGGAAUCACAAGAUCAAUCUUUUGAGUCCUUCCUGGUGGAGAAAUUGACAGGAGAGAUAAUAAAGACUUGUAGCCAAACCAACUCAGCAGCUUCUGCAGCCCUCCCACCAAUUCAAGCUGUAACUGGACUACAGGAAAAUAAUAAGGAAAAGACCAAAAAGAAAAUGACUCCAUCCUGGCUGAAGAUGCCAACAUUCAAUUGGAAGAAAUCAAAGAAUGGAGCACACAGUCUCCUUGACAGUGAGGGCUCUCUUGUUCCAAGCACAAGUUCCUCUCAGGUUCAGGCCAUGAAGACCGAGCUGAGGCAGACUCUGGCUGAGGUCACCAAGGCUCCUGCGUGUGCAGCCGGCCGUCUGGAGAUGGCCCAGAAGGAAGAGACCGCAGGGUGCUGUUUCUUCAGGAUGCCCAAAUUCAAGUUUUCCUUCAAGCCCAGGGAGAUGCGGAAAAACAGCAGUGACGCAGAAGGAGCUGUGGAAAGAGGGAGUCUGCCACCUCGGGCUUCCACAGCAUAGAAGAUGCACAGCUCCACACUGG